CUAACCAACCAAUUGAACCGGAGUCACGUCUUCUUCGGGGUCUUUGACAUGACUUGGGGCAUCCCACCACAUCACGCAGUUGCAAAAAUAAUUAAAGACUACACACAUCACGUACUCUCCCUCUUCCCACGCAAGUGGUUGGUUGGUGUGGGCGGGCGGGACAUUUAUAAGAAAGAGUUAGAUAACAACCCUCCUCCCCCGAAUAACAAAUUCCCGUAGAAAAGAAUCCCCUGCUCCAAGCUUCAAUUGGUUGGUUUUGUAACCAUCCAAAUUCACCAACCAACGAUCAUGAGACCGAAGAUUUACCUGUUCGGCGACUCCAUCACCGAAAUGUCCUUCGAAGAAGCCGGCUGGGGCGCCUCCCUCACCAACCACUUUGCCCGCACGGCGGAUGUGGUGCUGAGAGGCUAUAGCGGGUACAACACCCGGUGGGCGCUGAAGGUGGCGGAGAGGGUGUUUCCGGCGGCCGGAGAGGCUGUGGCGGUGACUGUGUUUUUCGGGGCCAACGACGCUUGCCUUCCCGAUAGAUGCUCUGCCUUCCAGCACGUGCCGCUUGAGGAGUACGGCCGCAACCUCCGCUCCAUUGUUUCCUUCCUUAAGGAGCGGUGGCCAAAAGCAGUGGUUCUACUCAUCACUCCUCCCCCAAUCGACGAAGAGGGACGCCUCCAGAACCCGUAUAUGGAGAACCCGUCGGGUCUACCCGAGAGGACAAACGAAGCGGCAGGGGAGUACGCCAAGGCCUGCAUUGAUGUCGCAAGAGAAUGUGGCUCCCCUGUUAUUGAUCUCUGGACCAAAAUGCAGCAGUUACCUAACUGGCCCACAGCUUGCCUCAGUGAUGGGCUGCACCUGAGCGAGGCAGGGAACAAGGUGGUGUUCGAGGAAGUGGUGAAGAAGCUUGAGGAGGUAGGAGUGAGCCUUCAAACUCUGCCUUCGGAUCAGCCGCUUAUAUCUCACAUCGAUCCCAAAGAUCCACUCAAGUCAUUUCCGAAUUAGUUAGUGUGAUUAAUUACUGAUAAUAAUAAUAAUACUAUUAUUACUACCGAUUAAUAAGUGCAUCUCAUCUCUGAUAAGAUGCUAUGUAUCUAAUUUCGUUCUCUUGAUUGGAUAAACAGAGGAUUAACACAAUUAUCCAAUUCAAUCAAAAUGGCUCUCAAUUGCAAUAAAAGGGAAUACAGAAAAGACCUAGACAGAAAGCAAUCGAGAAUAGAAAAGCAAAUGUUCUGAUCAAUUCAUCCGCGAGAAGGGUAGACAAGAAAAGAAGACAAGACCAACAGCUAUGCCCAGAUAAGCUUCAGUUCCUUCCUGGCACAAAGCCCCAACUCAAGCUUUCCAGACACUAACACCGAAACCAGACCUAGAACUACCAAAGAGCAGCCAAGCUCUUACUGAGAACAGGAAACCGUCACCUUUCUUCUUCCUGGAGAGGUCUUUAAAUAGAACAGCAUCCUUUAUUGUUCGUCUCUUCCUUCUUCAAUGUAGUUACCGUUUGUACGGAGUAAUGUGGAAGAAGCCGAUGCACUGAAGAAUGGAAGGGAGCUUUUACUGCGUGAAAUUGAUGAUGCAAAUGGGAUGAAGGCGAAGACGCGAUCAGUUGUCUUUUGACGACUUUGUUUGGGCCUUUUGUUGAGUGGGCUCUAUGGAUUUGAGGAAGAGAGCAGGGCAAGGCCCAACAAUCUCAACAACUAAUAAAAAGCCCUCCAAAUUAUAUUUAUUUAAUUUUAGAAAGUAAACAAAACUAAAAAAUUCAAAAAAUAAUAAUUUUUUAUUCCUUGAUAGGUGACAUGGCAAGUGAGGUGGACUUUGACUAACGGUCAACUUAGUUGGCCGUCUAAUUUGAUGGUCAAACCCGCCUCCGGGCCAAAUAAGAAAGUAUGCUACAUAAUUUAGGCCAGAAUAGCAAUUUCCGAUACCACGAGCCAAAGUAGAAAGUUUGUCUAUAGUUCGGGCCAAACUAAGGUAUUAACCCAUACAAAAAUUGGAGCUAAAUCGCGGAAGGACAUUUUAGUCAUUCUAGCCUUUUUAAUGACACCCCACAACCCAGACGCUGCGUUUAUUGUGGAAUUGUUUUGUUUUUUGUUUUUCAGCCCUUUAAUACUCGGCCCCUUCAUAAUUUUAACUAUCAAUGGCCCCGACCAGUUCGCCGGAGGAAGGUGAGGUAUGAAAUUUGAUAAUGUAAUGGGGUGUAUAGCUUAUUGUUGUAUAGUUUUUUUUUUUGGAAAACUCGUGAUAAAAAUAGUGAAUUUUAGCAGGAUAGAGACAUUGAAUGAUGCAAUGAAUCAAAAAUCGGCAUUAUGAACCAAAAUCAAGUACAUGUUACCUUGUGAAACAAUAUUGUUUCUGGUAAUAUGAUGAGGUGGAGUAAGUUUUAUAGAAACCGAAUUCCAGAAAAUUGAAUAAAAAAUCGCCUAUCCCGUUUUCGGGAAAUGAGCAUCUCACAAUCGUUGCUAGCUUUUACUCAGCCCGUUGGUCGAUCAAUUUGCUUUAUGAAACUUUCAUCUUCUCGUCAUUGUGCUUUCUGAUUUUUGUUAGGCCAUGAUAAAAUCUAAGGAAAUCAAGAACGAACAACAUGAUUUGGGAUAGGAACCGCCGUUGUCGUAUCCCUAGAAAAUGGUGGUAAACACAGACUCACCUGCCAAACUAGUUUGGAUUGAGAUUUUUAUCGGGUAUCAGGGAACCAUGUGAUUAUAAAUUAGACUUGAUCAAAACGGGCCAAAACUUGAAAUCAACGUGUUUGAAUGACCCAUGCCAAAUUCUAAUUAUUCUUUACUUUUAAACUUUCUAUUUGAAAAUAAAAAAUAGUGAAAGAAAAGAGAUGACUGCAAUUCGCCAUUUGCACAUCACUUAUUCGGGAAUUAAACCAUAAAAAUUCAAAAGGAACUGAAAAUGUUUAGGAUUGUUUUAAUGUUUAAAAUAACCAAAUAGAUCAUUCUGUUUAGGUUUUUACUAACAAAUACCAAACGAUUCCCUAUAAAAAACACUAUAAUUUGAUCAUUAUGAUAUCAAAUAAUUAUAUAAUAUAUAUUUGAAAUGAUAAAAAUUGGACUAAUUGGGUUGGUCGAGGUUGAACCAUUGAAUAACUUUAAAAUACAUUAUAUUUUAGCCACUAAGAUAUAAAAUAAUAGCAUAAUAUAUAUUAUGCCAGAGAAAAUAGCUUGUUUUAGAAUGACAAACCAAUGAUGUUCAUUUGUUUUACUUGAUCGCCAAAUCCGUGUAGGUCAGGCCCAUUCAACUCUUUUAUUUUAUCGUAAGCGGUUAGCCCAUUAGAUACCAUGCAUUAGUUUAUUAUUAAUUUUUUUUUUAUUUUUAGCAAUAAAAAAGAGUAUUGUUUUUGCCUUUUCAUAUAUAUUUUAUCACCACGGAGAAAUAAAAUGGCUUAAAGAAAAAAAUUGACACUCCUGGACCCGUUUAAAUCCGCAUGUGUACGGUAAGUUGGCCCGUUCCACAGAGGAAAGAGAAAAAAAUUGACACUCCCGAUUCUACCCUUCCUACAAACGCUCUUGGAGUAGGGAAUUUGAAGGGGGGGGGGGGUUUCCUCUCUACUAUUAUAUGUUUUUAAUUUAAAAAUAUACAACAAAUGUACUUAGUGUGAUUGGUUAUGAUCCUUGCUUUUCUUUAAAAUGGUCAUGGUUCUAAUCCCAGUAUGUGUUUUUUUAAUGAAUAAAAAAAAGUAAUUAUGAAGACCAAAAUGUCCUUCCUACUUUCACUCUCGCAUGAAAUUUGAAAUGGAGCUCCCGUUUUUCCCUUCAAUUUCAGUGUAUUAUAUUAUGUGUAGAUUCCAAGGCCUUUAAUUCACACGCUGCACUUUUUAUGGCAUUUCUUUUAGUUUUCCAGCCUUUAGUUUUCAGGUCUUCCAUAUCACAAUUUGUCUGGCAUUUGGAUUGGACCAAAUUCAGUAAUUGUGCUCCAAGAAAGAUAUUAUAGGAUCAAGUACCGAACCAAUAGUGUAAUAGAUUUGCUUUGAUCUGCUUUGGUCCGGUUCAAAUGUCAAUUCAAUCCAUUUUUCUUCAGUAUUUAUAAAAUUCAUGAAUUUAAGGAUCAGAUCAUAUUAUAUUGGAUUUGGUGUGGUCCACUCCAAAUAUCGGUUCGGUCCUGUGUAAUUCGAUAUGGACCAACACAUUGUCCACCCCUGAUUACCUCAAUGUUCAAUUUUUAAUGAAGAUAAAAAGAAGAAAAGUAGUUGGAUCACCUCAAUUUUCAAUUUUAUUUUCGUUCUCAUAUGUUUAGUAGCCCGUGGGAUUGCGUCCGAUCAAUAACUUACCUGAUUGGUUUCUGAUCAUGUAUACAUUUUCUCUCUAUUAAAUUUGACGGAUUAUAUGUCUUAAUAAUAAUAUUGUUAUUAAUACUAUUUUGUAUGUAUUUAAUAAUAAUAAUCUAUAAUUAAGGGGCUACAUGGUUAGAUGCCAAAUGAAAACUUAAUGUGAACAGUACGAGGGCAAAGGGAAAAAAAAUCUACAAAAUAUAUAAAUGCAAAACAUAAGUUUGAAACUUGGAAUUGUCUCAUUUCAAAUUUCGAGGUCUGAUAGUGAUUCUAGAAAAUUUAUUUUUGUCAUUGCAUCCAAAUCAUCUUCAUAUAUAAAAAUUGUUAUCAUUGGAGUUCGAACCUAGGUCACUUAAUUAAUUUUCAGCCCGACUGAACAAUAGUCUUUGACCUUUUGCUAAUCUGACAUGAUUGGAUCCAAUAAUCAUAAGAUGCCAUUUAGUUUGAAAUGUCGGUUCAAAAUCAUUUUUUAUGUGUAAUGAAUUUGUACGACAAAUACAUGUAAAUAAGUGAAGAUGAACCUGAUUAUGCAUUUUGAUUUUAUUGGUAACUAAAAUUGUUUAAACGAUGAACUAACUAUAGACUCACUCGAUUAGUUUAACGAGUUUUGUUUUUAUCACUUUUAGUAAUUAUUUUAUUCACAUGCUAGCAAACUUUUUUGCUCCGUCGAAGAAUAAGUGGUCAUCUGUUUGUCAGGUUUCAGGUGCUCUGAUUCACACUAUCGACUGUGAAUGGAGAAGAAGCACUUCGUAAGUAAAAUGGGCGAAGUAAUUGGGAUGUUUUUAAGUUUUUCCCGAUUCCAGACGAUGGGAAGAAUGAGGAAGGAAAAGAGGGAGACUGUUGAGAUACAAAGAUCAGAGAGAGAUGGAAAAACAAAUGGAAAAUGAAAGAGGAAGGCAAAGAGAGAGUGAGAUGACACAUUUAAAAGACGGGGAAAAAGAGGUAGUGUGAAAUAAUUAUCCUUCUACUUUGCUUAGUGAGUAUUGUUGACCCUAUUCUAUUGAGUUUUGAUUUAUUUUAGAGGAUAACAUUAUAUUUGACAUAUUUUUUUCCAUUUCAAUGUAAAAACCUAAAUCAAUAUUACUGUUUGGAUGAUUUUUUCUUAAUUCGAUUAUUGUAAUUUUUGAGAUUUAAGGGGUAUUUGAUAAUGUCAAUAUUUUAUUAAUUUUUUAUUUAAAUUUUGAAUUGUAGGAUCAUAUGUACCGACGGUUCGACCAUAAAAUUUCACACCAUAAACUAAAUAGGUAGGUGAUAUUUAACAAUAUGAAACGGUUGAACCACGGUUAAAUUAUGACUUCUGUAUAAAAUACUCUAUCACCAACUUUUUCGAUACAAUUUUACAAUCCUUGGUUCUAACAAUUCUUUUACACCGGCAGAAACAAAAGUUUCAAGCAAAAUUUUGAACUAUGUAUUGCAAAAAAUCAUAAGUCAGUUAGCGAUAAUGCAUAAUUCAACCAAAAAUACACUUUGCAAUAAUUAUAUCUAAUGCUUAUAUCAUUUUUUUUCUUUUUUCAUGGAGGUCUAAACACAUUAUGCAUAGUUGAAUCACUUCAAAAAUAUUAUGUGCAUAGCUAAGGUACAAACACUCAUUUCAUGCAUUUCAAAUCAUCUAUUGUAUCUGAUAAUUGUCGAAAACAUAUUGAUUUUGUGUGCUUAAUGUGAAUAUUUUAUGAUAUGUUUGAGAUAUAUAAUGCUUGCUCUAGAGCCAAUUGAUUAUGGAAUGGUUGCAAGGCCAUUACCACCUCGUGUUAGAAUUUUGAUAUAUUUUAGGUGGAGAAAUAGAGCAUGCAAGCACAAACAAAAUGACAAGGACGUACAAGAAUAAUGGAAGUGGAAACUGGAAAGAAUCAACCAAUUUACUUUGACCGUAAAUCUGGCCAGCAACUCAAACCAUUAAAAUGGGCCUAGCAGCCUAUUUCCUUUCCCUUAAAAAAGAACGAGAAGGAGAGGCGGACCGGAAAUUAAGAUGGGACGGCUGGGAGUUUUUGGAGCGGGUGGAAUAAUUGAAGAGCUUCGUAACUUGUGAGGGGGAAUUAAUUGGAAUAGGCUGGGGGUUUUGGUGGACAUGGAGGGAUUUUCUUUUGGGGAGGAGGACAUAACUUCUGGGGUGGAAAAUUAUAUUGGGACAAGAACUACAUGCAGUGCUAAACGCAAGAGGAGAAGAAUUAUUUGGCAAAGGUAUUGGCGAUUGGCAAACGAGCGGAGAGAAGCAGCUGUUGCGGUGAUCGCUAGCAGCGAGGAAGAAAAUUUCAGUAUUCUUUUCCUUUUGUUUUGAUUCGUAACAUGAUGAUUAUGAAUAUGAUUAUAUCUUUUGAUUUUGUUAUGAAGUUAUUCGGGUUUACCCGAAACCGACCCGAUUAUAUACAUUUUUGAGUUUUUGGGUUUGGGUUCGUUUCGGAUUUCGGGUUUUCGGUUUCGGGUUCGGUUUUGCUUAUUUGAUUUUUGGGUUCCGGCUAAAACCCUCCAUUAAAUAGAACUCAGUUCGUAUUCUUAGGUGUUCGGGUGUUCGGAUUUUCGGGUUGCGGUUUUGCUUUAACCGAACCCGAUAAGGAAUUUUUGGAUUUUGGGUAACCGGAACCCGCAAGUCCUUAUCAAGUUUAUGUUCGGUUUUAGUGGUUUUCGGUUUCGGGUAACCGAACGCGACCCGAACUGACACCCCUAGCUUCGACUCCAACACCUCCUGCAAAUAUGAAAGCAGUUCCAUGGUUCUCAAUUCUCACCCAUCCAGACUUCUCUAUCAUUUGGGUGGGUGUUUUUCCUCUUAAAAAUGGUUGUGAGUGGCUCUCUAUUUUUCUAUUUGUCAUUCAUUUGAUAGCUCAUGUAUUUUUCUGUCUCUCUUGCUCUCAGAGGAAUUUUAUAAUGCUAUAUAGUAUUGGUGCUAUAGGUUUUUGUCUUUAUGGUACAACUGAAAAUUGUACAUUUAUGUUAUGGUACAAUUUCAGAUUGUACCUAUACUGUUUGUACAAAUUCUUUUAUGGUACAACUUGAACUUGUACCUUUAUGUAAUGGUACAACUUCAAGUUGUAAAGUUGUACCAUAACAUAAUGAUACAAAUUCUUUUAUGGUACAAUCUAAACUUAUACAUUUCAUGUUAUGGUACAACUUUAAGUUGUACAUUAAAACACCAAUACUAUAUAGCAUAGUAGAAAUGCUCGUACCCGAUAAUAUAAUUAAGUGAUAUAUGAUGUUUAAGGUAGAGGCAUGCGGUUUCAUGAUCUUUAUAAGCAAAUGCUAAUGUCAACCGUUCUUUUUAUGCCAUUGUUGGCUUGGUAUAUGAUUUGUGAAGUAAAACCUUCUCUAUCAUAAUGAGCAUUAAAGGGUCAUGGUUGAUGUAACGCCCUUUCAUGAUUCAGUUUGUUUCCUAAUUCAUAGUUCCUUCUAUUUUCUCAAAACGUAUUGUCCAAUGAUAUUAAGUGCAUUUGUGUAUUAAGAGCAUCGCAUAUAACUCGAGAGUACUUUUGGAGGUUACAAAUCAUUCUUGCAUUUUUUUAAAACCCACCUAUUGGUGCCCGCCUAUUGUUAUAAACUGGUUUUUCUUUGUGAACAAAUUUUGGUCAUGCUUAAUUGAUCUUGCUCUCAUGAAUUUGCAAGAAAGAAUUAUUAAAUGUUCUGUUAAAGAUUAAGACCCAAUUUGCUUUUGUAUCAAGUUUCUCUUUGGCUUUAGUAGUGAUCAUUUCGAUUGUUAAUUUAUGUGGUUCUAUGACCAUUUUAAUUAUUCAACCCUUAUGCUACUAUUCUGUGUUCUUUAGCCAAUCUCAUAUGGCUUACAUUGUUGGCACUACAGUAUAACUCCUUUCCUUUCUUUCUGCACGGCUACCUGAGCAUCAUUGACAACAUUGCCUUGAUCCAACAAAGAACUCGGUUCAUGGGGAUGAUUCUCUUUUGAAACUAGCUCUCAACGCAUGCUUUGAACUCACUCCUGGACUUCUAUGUCUUAGGUAAACCCAGAUUUGUGCCUUUUCUAUCUCACUUAGACUAUCACAUUCAUGUCAUUGAUUAAGUCUUAUUCUAUUCAUGUUAUUGAUUAGAUUUUUGUUAACACAUUACCAAUUGGUGAUUUGCCAUUCAAUGACCCACUACCAACCUUAUAUUGUACUUUUUACUUGCGAAAUAAACUUCCCAUAUGUAUUUUGUUUAUGCAAACUAAAACUUCCAGUCAACUUGAUGUAGAAGGAUGCUGCUGUAAUGUGUUCCCUCUGAUGAAGUUUAAGAAUGUUAUUUAACUAAAUAUGGUAUUGGCUAUCACCUCCCUUCGUAUUGCCUUUUGUUUCUCUUAAUCCAUAGUUUCUUUAUGUCUUUACUUCAUCGUGAAAAAUGAUUGACACGAGAAUGGGGUAAGAUGACUAAAUGCGCCAUACAACUUCUUGCUGUCAUGAACAUAACUUGCUGAAAUAUCAUGAUUGAGGCAAAAGGCAGUAAACUAAUUUAGUAAUUUAAGCCUUACCGACUAAAGUUUCCAGUGGAUGUACUACUAUUUGCUACAAUAUGUUUCAAAUUUAUGUAGAAUAGUGGCUUGAGAAGCUUUGUAAAGCUACCUUUCUAGGAGCUUGAUUGUUUUGAAAUUGAUAUGCACACAUGCUCCAGCAUGUAUAAUGGCUGCUAACCUAUGUGAAAUGUAACCUAUUUGAAAUGCUUGCGUGUCUAGAUUAUUCAAGUCAAUGAACAUCUAUGUUUAUGUUGGUUAAUGCUCUCACUUUAACGAGAGCUAUUUGUUAAACGUGCAAUUGAAUAUCACUAAUGUGAUGGUCUUCCAUGAUCUUUAAUGUUGCAGGUUUAUACUCUGUUUGACCGACAAUUAUGAAAGUUGUUUGUUGUAAUGCAUCCACGGAGACUUGCAAGAGUAGCUGAAUCAGUUUUAUGCAUUGCAACUUCACAGUAGGAACUGAUAAUUCAGUUUUAUGCACUUCAACUUCACAAUUUAAGUCAGUUCUUUUCACACUUGAAGAGUAGCUGAAAUUGACAUCGAGUGCCUCAUUUGAUUUCUCCCGAGCAGCCCGAAAGAGAUCAUAAUGGUAAGCUUGAAGAAGAAGAAGAGAAGAGGAAGUAGGAUAAAACACUUUUUGAUCUCUCUUUCUGUAUCGCUCUUCCACUACAAGCGACAAAGAGGUAGGGUUAGGACUUUAGUCAUUGGUUAGGAUUAAUAUUACUCUUCCGUUCAAUCUUAACUAAUUCUUCUUUUUGUGUCCCUUCACUUUUUGUUCUCUUCCCAUUCAAACUAGUUCUGGUCACCAUGAGUACAUACAGGCUAUCUUCAAACUAUUUUUACUACUUGAAGGUUUUGACUUGAGUGCUAAACGUUCCUAUUUAAGCUACAGUUUGGAAAAGGCAGACAUGUAGGUCUAUUGGGAUAUUUAGAAGCUCAAAACUUAAACAUAAACUUUAUCUUUUUGUAGAAGGUGAGUUGAGUUAUGGGUUGGCUGAGUUGCACAUAUGUUCUUGCUUACUCCAUCUACUGAAAUUGGAUACAAUUUUUUUCUCAUAAGCCAUUGCUGAACUACUUUUCAGUCCUGCAAUCUUUUUUUUUUUUUAUCUCUUCGGGUUUUUCAGCAAGCCAUUGUCGAACUACAACUAUUGGGUUACAAAUCUCACAGGGCAAACUUGGUACAUACGUGAUUUAUGUCCGAUAAUUCUUCAUCUAGAACUCAAUUUUCAGAAUUCUGCUUCUCAUCUUCUUCCUUAGUUUCGAGUUUUGCUCAAUAUGUUUUCAAGUAUAUUAUUAUUUACAGGUUUGGUACAUUGCUUGGAGAGGGAGGGUUGGUAGGUAUUGGCCCCGUAAAUAGCUUUUGCUGUCUAUUUUAGAAGGAAUUGGACCCUCUUUGACCAGUCAUUUGUUUGGUCUAUGAAGUUCGUUUGUCUGUGAAGCUUUUACUCACUAUUCAAGCCGGUUUCCUAAUUGCUUUGUUUCGUUGACUGUUUUCCAUUUGUUUGCCCAGGAAAAUGUUUGCUUUCAUUUGUUUCCUGUGCUUAUGGACGACUAGAAGGAAGCAGAGGUCAUGGAAGAGCUAACCUAGGUAGUAGCUUUGAAACUCGAGCUACAAAUGCUUCAUCUUCGAGCUGCAUUUCCAACAAUGAUUGUUGUUCUAAAUUGUAAUGACUUCCAAUGCUUGCAUAUCAAAAUGAUAGAAGAAAAAGUGUCUCAAAUAUAGCGGACUUACCAAG
Molecule: messenger RNA, 10417 nt
Organism: Linum trigynum
Lineage: Eukaryota; Viridiplantae; Streptophyta; Magnoliopsida; Malpighiales; Linaceae
Source: the annotation of a GenBank genome assembly